GACUCAGAGAUUGAGCAGAACAAGGCAUCUAUGAUGGAAAGUUCUUGGAAAAUCAGUGAAGAAUUCCAUAUAGAUGAAGAAGUGGGCUUCGCUCUGCCAAAUCCACUGGAGGAGCUACCUCCCCCUUAUGAUGCCUGGGUUCGAAUUGCUAAAAAUCUUCCUGAGUUGAUUGAGACUGGAAACCUACGUGCAGAAGUAGAGAAGCUGCCAACACUCAGCAUUGAUGAUCUGCUAGGGCACAAGUCGCAGCGCCUGGCCCAUCUGGUGCUAGGGUACAUCACCAUGGCAUACGUGUGGAAUAAGGGUGGUGACGAUAUCAGGAAGAUCCUGCCAAGCAACAUUGCAAUUCCUUUUUGCAAAGUCUCUGAGAAACUGGGGCUGCCGCCUAUCAUGGUUUAUGCUGACUGUGUCUUGGCAAACUGGAAGAAAAAGGAUCCCCGCGGACCCAUGACUUAUGAGAACAUGGACAUUCUGUUUUCAUUUCCCGGUGGGGAUUGCAGUAAAGGAUUCUUCUUGGUUUCUCUAUUGGUGGAAACAGCAGCAGCUACUGCAAUUAGAGUAAUUCCCACAAUAUUCAAUGCAGUACAACAUAAGGACUGUGAUACUUUGCAAGAAGCACUGAGUCAAAUAGUUUCUUGUCUGGAAAAAGCUCUUGAAGUAUUUAAACAUAUUCGUGAUUAUGUGGACCCAGACCUCUUUUUCAAUGUUCUUCGCAUAUACUUGUCAGGCUGGAAAGGAAAGUCCUUACUGUCAGAGGGUCUGGUGUAUGAAGGAGUCUGGGACACCCCAAAGAAAUUCGCAGGAGGCAGUGCAGCUCAAAGCAGCAUCUUUCAGUGCUUUGAUGUUCUUCUGGGCAUCAAGCAGGAUGCUGGAGAAGCUGCUGAAUUCCUCCAGGAAAUGAGAACAUAUAUGCCACCGGCUCAUCAGAAUUUCCUUCGCUCGAUGGAGGAAGGGCCCUCCCUUCGUGAAUUUAUCCUUUCCGAAGGUAACGCCAGUCUUCAGAGCCAUUACGACAAAUGUGUGAAAGCCAUGGUUGCUUUGAGAAACUACCAUUUAAAUAUAGUAGCCGACUACAUUGUGGCUCCUUCACGAAAGCAGUCCAAGGCGAAGGAAACAGCUGAAGAGAGUUGCAAAGGAACUGGGGGAACUAGUGUUAUAGAUUUCCUAAAGACAGUAAAGAAUAAAACUGUAUCAUUCGUGAUGAAAAAAGAUUGA
Sorex araneus (European shrew) is the source of this 1215-nucleotide messenger RNA. Its product is annotated as indoleamine 2,3-dioxygenase 1-like. The transcript is spliced from 10 exons. Gene Ontology annotation, molecular function: heme binding; L-tryptophan 2,3-dioxygenase activity; metal ion binding. Gene Ontology annotation, cellular component: cytoplasm. Lineage: Eukaryota; Metazoa; Chordata; Mammalia; Eulipotyphla; Soricidae. The record is from RefSeq and is a predicted model, not a curated record. Bases 31 to 1215 code for a protein of 394 amino acids. Gene Ontology annotation, biological process: 'de novo' NAD+ biosynthetic process from L-tryptophan.